Messenger RNA from Cotesia congregata, 912 nucleotides. Lineage: Eukaryota; Metazoa; Arthropoda; Insecta; Hymenoptera; Braconidae. The record is from the annotation of a GenBank genome assembly.
CUAUGCGUUAUAAUGAUCGAUAAACGUCAAGUGGUAAUGCUUCUUUAUGAUGCUUUGAACUCCGUGCGAUAUCCUGGAAUAGCCCAGGUUGACGUUCAAAAUUUUAAAUCUUGUUUUUUUAGUGAAAACAAUAUAUUUUCAUUACUACGAUGGCUUUAUAUGAAAGGUAUAGAUAAAAUAAACCCAACAGAUAAAACUUUGAAUUUCACUCAAGGAAAUAAAGAUUCAGCUGCAGAUCCACUCGCAGUUGAUGAAAAAUUCCUCAUCAAAUGGUAUUCUCAAUCAGGCAUUUACACCAGUGAAAAAGCAAUUCAGGGUCAAUGUCAAAUAGAUGCGUUCAAUAAUUUAACUGAUUAUAUUAUAAAUGUAAUAUGUUCGAAUACAAAAUUUCUACCUGCAUUGAUAGCCUGGAAUGGUGUUGAAAAAUAUUUUGCUAACCAAAUAAGUUUCACACCGUUAUCUUAUAAUCCAAAGAAAUCAAUUCAAGUCGGUCAUUUUAAGUCGUAUAUAGAGAACAUGAAAAAAUGCGAUAAAACUGAAAAUAAUGUAGAUAAAGAAUCAAUGAAAAAGGAAUUGGCUUCUUUCACAUACGAAAACGAGUCCAACAGUGCCAUUGAAAAUCAAAAGAAAAAAAACCAACCAUUUGUUUUUAAAAAGUUUUGCAAAAAUUUUCAGAAUGAUGAUAUUGGUCCCAAAAUUGUUGUAGAAAAUAAAAAAUCACAUGAUACAUCCGUUGUUCGAAAUACAGUUACGAAGUUUUCGAGCUUAAGUAAGGUAAUAUGUGCUAAAACAGAAUUACGAUGCAGUCUAGAUUCAGCUUAUGUAAAAAUUGAGAAUAGUUUUUUUCAUUCCGUUUCUGAAAACAUCAUGACUCAGCUUAAUAACCUUACUAAAGCACGUGAUGCUAAAUAA